AUGGAGUCCUUGAAGCGAACACAGGCCUCCCCGCGUGGGAAAUUCUCCCUCCGGCGCCCGUGGUGCCUCGCUGGUUUGAUUACCGCCAUUAUAGUGGUUAUUAUUGUAAUUGUUGUUCCGCUGGCGGUGAUCCUUCCCAGGAACAAUGCACACAAGGGCAAGGCAUCCAAAGUGCUUUUUCCCGUGUACAUCUAUCCUGAAACGAACACUACUUGGGAUCCCUUGUAUGAUGCGAUUUCCACACAUCCUGAGCUUGACUUUGUGAUCAUCGUCAAUCCCUCCAGUGGGCCUGGUUCCUCCACUCCCAAUACUCAAUAUGCGACCGCUGUGCGUCGACUGGACACAUAUUCCAAUGUGCAAAAAGUGGGAUAUAUUCCCACCCAUUAUGCCAAUCGGAAUAUCACUGCUGUCUUGGACGAUGUGGCCAGCUAUGCUAAUUGGACGGCGACAUCGAAUGAACUUGGAAUGGAUGGGAUCUUCUUCGAUGAAAUUCCCUAUGAUUGGAAUUCCACCAAAGCCGAAUACUUGAGUCAAAUCAACGAAGCGGUUAAAAACUCCACAGGGAUCCAAUCACCUCAUUUGAUUAUCCACAACCCAGGAACAAUUCCCGAUUCUCGAUAUGCCGAUAAAGAUAAUACUACGGAUAUCACUGUGGUCUUUGAACAAUCUUACAGUUAUUAUCAAAGUCAGAAAAAGGAGUUGGCGACCCUGGAAACUUCUCAACGCGGGAACUACUCCUACAUGAUUCAUUCAAUCCCCACCAUGACGAAUCACAGUCUGAAAAAUUUUGUCGACGAUCUUAGUCACCGAGCCGCCUAUCUUUUCUUGACCACGCUAACAGAGAAUUAUUAUGAAAGUUUUGGAUCAGGGUUAGAGGAGUUCUGCGAUGCCGUCCCUACCUGA
Molecule: messenger RNA, 903 nt
Organism: Penicillium odoratum
Lineage: Eukaryota; Fungi; Ascomycota; Eurotiomycetes; Eurotiales; Aspergillaceae
Product: spherulation-specific family 4 protein
Exons: 3
Coding region: 1-903 (300 amino acids)
Source: RefSeq, a predicted model, not a curated record